AUGUCGAUCCUCGCCUUUAGCCUCUGCGCGCUCGCCGGCAUCGCCUCCGCCGCCAGCGGCAAGCGCGGCCUCGUCUUCACGCCCAAUCCCUCGUACCCACAGGACAACAAGCUCUGGCGGCCGCCGGGCAUCGACCUCACCUGGUACUACAACUACGGCAGCAUCCCGUCGCCCGCCUACGCCGACGUCGCGCAGGACCAGUUUGAGUUUGUGCCCAUGAUGUGGGGGGUCGGCGCCGACCCUAGCGACGCGUCGUGGCUCGCCGAUGUCAAGGGCCUCAUCAAGCAGGGGCGCAACAUCACCCACGCCCUCGCCUUCAACGAGCCCGACGCCCCCAACUCCUGGGGCGGCAGCAACGUCGACCCGCACAUCGCCGCCCAAGCUUGGGUCGCCAACUUUGAGCCCCUCGCCGCCAUGAAUGUCAAGCUCGGCCUGCCUGCCGUCACCGGCGCGCCUGCGGGCCUGGUCUGGCUCAAGCAGUUUCUCGGUAACUGCUCCGCGCUCGUCAGCAGCAAGAGCAGCGGCGGCGGCACCAAGAACUGCACCUUUGACGUGGUGCCCGUCCACUGGUACGACAACUUUGGCGGCCUAGCCUCGCACAUUGGCGAGCGCAGGGCCCUUUGGCCCGACGCCGAGAUCUGGGUCACAGAGUACGCCUUUGCCCACCAGGACCUCAACCCCACCCAGCAGUUCUUCAACCAGACCGUCGACUACUUUGACAAGGAGUCCUACAUUGGCCGCUACUCGUACUUUGGCGCCUUUCGCUCCAGGAACUCGAGCGUCGGCGCCAACGCUCCCUUUCUCAACAAUGCCGGCAAGCUGACGGAUAUCGGCUCCUGGUACCUCGGCAAGAGCGCAACGGGCGUGAACCCUCAGAGCAAGGCGUUUAGCGUCGCUCCGUCGGGGCUUGUCGCGGGCGGCGUGGCGGCUGUGGCUGGUCUCGUGAUGGCCUGGGCGUAG
Molecule: messenger RNA, 960 nt
Organism: Beauveria bassiana ARSEF 2860
Lineage: Eukaryota; Fungi; Ascomycota; Sordariomycetes; Hypocreales; Cordycipitaceae
Product: glycosyl hydrolase 53 domain-containing protein
Exons: 1
Coding region: 1-960 (319 amino acids)
Biological process (GO): fungal-type cell wall polysaccharide metabolic process
Cellular component (GO): fungal-type cell wall
Source: RefSeq, a predicted model, not a curated record